AUGUCAUCAGAGACGAGACGUGACAAAAUACCGAUUGAACGUUUGCCUUACGUUUCGCCCCUUUUUCCUCCAUCCUUUCUCUUUGUGGUCCUGCUGAAUCUACGGCAUCGGUGUAUCAACCUUCUUCAUUCGCUGCUGAGUGCUGAUCUUGAGACGCGUUGCCCGCCCGCUCAAGCUGCGACGACCGCUGUCAAAUCGAAACCAAGAUCAAGACCAACUGAGACUGCUUCUUAUAGAAGCUUGAAACCAAAUACCCUUCACUGCUUAGGUGUGCCCGGCGCAGCGCCUGAGCUCUGAACACUCGGCGGAGUAGAGUGGCCAGUUUUAAGUCACUAGCGACCCGCCGUCGUCUGUGCAGCCAUGCCGCUACGGUUCGCUGUGGUGUGCUCAAGUAACAUGAAUCGGAGUAUGGAGGCGCACGCAUUUCUCAGUAAGAAGAGUUUCACGGUGCAGUCGUUUGGCACCGGGGACAAGGUGAAGCUGCCCGGCUCGGCGCCCAACAAGCCGAAUAUCUACGACUUCGGCACCACCUACGAGCACAUCUACCGCGACCUACAGGAGAAGGACCGGUCGCUGUACACGCAGAACGGUCUGCUGCACAUGCUGGACCGUAACAGACGCAUCAAGCCCGGCCCCCAGCGGCUGCAGGAGUGCUCCGACAAGUUCGACGUGGUCAUCAGCUGUGAGGAGCGCGUCUAUGAUCAGAUCCUAGAAAUGUUCGAGAGCCGGGAGCCGGUGGACAACACGCCCGUGCACGUCAUCAACAUUGACAUCCAGGACAACCACGAGGAGGCCACGAUCGGCGCCUUUCUCAUCUGCGACCUCUGCACACAGCUGGAGGAUUCACAGGACCUCGAGGACGACAUUGACGAGCUACUUCAGGAGUUCGAGUCCAAGGCCAAGCGGCAAGUGUUGCACUGUGUCCAGUUCUAUUAGGUCGCUCCCCCGUGCCGCAGACUGGUGCGGAAAUCGCGUCACGGCGGCAACUGUACUGAUCUGUUGAUAAUUGUACCGCACGUUGAAUCGAGCUCUGGUUACGUUCGAAACGUAAAACCCAGAGACCAAUGAAUAUUUUCCCAUAAUGCUGCAGCAUAUACCUCUGUAUACCUGAGGUCGGGGUAUACAGGGGUCAUGACUGCGGUGGUCCGCCGAAGUUGAACCUCCGGUUUCGGCCGAUAGAUGGCAGCCGUGUUCGUUUAGCGGCUCCGGCGGAUUGCGAUCGUGUUUUACACUCGCCGUGUAUUCGAGAGAGGUGAGAUGUGACGAUGACGCGACUGACGGUGUGGGGUUAGCUAGCUGUGUAGGGUGACAGGAAUAUAUCGUCGCAACUCUGA
Amphibalanus amphitrite is the source of this 1334-nucleotide messenger RNA. RefSeq names its product RNA polymerase II subunit A C-terminal domain phosphatase SSU72-like. Gene Ontology annotation, molecular function: RNA polymerase II CTD heptapeptide repeat phosphatase activity. Bases 361 to 936 code for a protein of 191 amino acids. The transcript is spliced from 7 exons. Gene Ontology annotation, cellular component: mRNA cleavage and polyadenylation specificity factor complex; nucleus. NCBI's taxonomy places the organism in Eukaryota, Metazoa, Arthropoda, Thecostraca, Balanomorpha, Balanidae. Gene Ontology annotation, biological process: termination of RNA polymerase II transcription. The record is from RefSeq and is a predicted model, not a curated record.